Messenger RNA from Knipowitschia caucasica, 4665 nucleotides. Lineage: Eukaryota; Metazoa; Chordata; Actinopteri; Gobiiformes; Gobiidae. The record is from the annotation of a GenBank genome assembly.
AUGGAGGACCGCUGCCGCUUUCUGCACCCUGCUGUCACACCUCCGAUAGACGAUACUCUGGCCCAUAACCCCCAACCUCGAGACCCUCAUUCUCGAGACCCUCAGCCUCGAAACCCUCAGCAUCAAAACCCUCAGCCUCGAGACCCUCAGCAUCAAAACCCUCAGCCUCGAAACCCUCAGCCUCGAGACCCUCAGCCUCGAGACCUUCAGCCUCGAAACCUUCAACCCCGCGGACCUCCACCUCGAGGUCCUGAUUUCAGCAGGGAUCUGAAACUGAGCGAGUUAACAGAGGAAAUGGUCCAGAAGUUGAGACUGACAGAGAUCCAGCAGCUGAAGAAACGCUUCCCCAAAGAUCUGAUCGUUCAGGAGCAACAGGACAAGGCUUAUUACAGAGCUGCUGUCGUGGCCUCAGACCCAGACUGGCCUUUUGAUCUGAAGGAAGUUGACGUCAUGGUGAGCUUUCCGGACAACUAUCCUGAGGAGAUUUUUACUUUAGAGAUUCCUCUGGAUCAGCAGCUGCCACAGGUCAUGGCGAGGCACGUUCAGGAAGCCUCGGUGCAGUGGCUACGAGCUAAACACGCCACCAAUCAACUCCUGGGGAAAGUCGAGCUCCUGUUUCGUCCGUUUCUGCGAUGGUUGGACCGCAGCCUGGAGCGGCUCUUCAUAGAAGGAGCUAAACAGCUGAAGAGGGACAUGGAUUUGGAAAAGGCUGGACUCCAGUUUAUAUCGUAUAAAGAACUUCAGGCGGCUGUGAGCGAGAAACAGGCCGAGGAAGAAGAGUCGGGGAGAACAGAGGAGCAGGCGGAACAAGGCGAGGAGGCGGAGUCUCAACACCCAGAGGAGGAGGAGGAGGAGGAGGGUGAGGAGGAUGAGGAGGAUGAAGAUGGCGUCCAUUUGGUGGAGAACAUCCGCCUCCAGGACCGCCCCAAAGGAACGGAGAUCCAGCUGCUCGGUCUGAGGCUCGGACACAACACCGUCACCGUCAUGACACAAAAGAUCACAGUCUGCCUUCGCUGUAACAGGUGUAAAGUGAGUGCGGAGCUGAGCUUGUCCCGUGGCGCCCAGUGUUCAGCUCAGUGUGAGAAGUGCAGCUCAGACAUCAGAGCAGCCUUCACGGCCGCCAUCCUGCACCCGUACAGCACCGUGCUGGGAUACCUGCAGCUGCACAACACCACGGCCCUGGACCUGCUGCUCAACCGCUGCCUCUUCUCUGUGGGCUGUCUGAGCUGCUCCCAGGACACUGCUGUGGAGAAUCUCUCUUAUGGUCUGACGAAGGAGUUCAACUGUGAGCACUGCCACGAGAAGCUCAGCAUUAUGGUCGAAAGUGCAAGAUUUCUGCUGAUUCAGGCUCGCACCAACACGGGUCCCAGCACCAACACUGUGCAUCUGAAGAACAUACGUGACCCUGCUGUGGUGAAAGGGAAGCCGCUGCCGGACAAAGGCAUUUGCAAACACUACAGACAGAGUCACCGCUGGCUCAGGUACCUCAGGACCUCCCACAGACCUCAGGACCUCCCACAGACCUCAGGACCUCCCACAGACCUCAGGACCUCCCACAGACCUCAGGACCUCCCACGGGCCUCAUGUCCUCCUACAGGCCUCAGGACCUCCCACGGGCCUCAGGACCUCCCACAGACCUCAGGACCUCCCACAGACCUCAGGACCUCCCACAGACCUCAGGACCUCCCACGGGCCUCAUGUCCUCCUACAGGCCUCAGGACCUCCCACAGACCUCAGGACCUCCCACAGACCUCAGGACCUCCCACAGACCUCAGGACCUCCCACAUACCUCAGGACCUCCCACAGACCUCAGGGCCUCCCACGGGCCUCAGGACCUCCCACAGACCUCAGGACCUCCCACAGACCUCAGGACCUCCCACAGACCUCAGGGCCUCCCUCAGACCUCAGGACCUCCCACAGACCUCAGGGCCUCCCACGGGCCUCAGGACCUCCCACAGACCUCAGGACCUCCCACAGACCUCAGGGCCUCCCACAGACCUCAGGGCCUCCCACAGACCUCAGGACCUCCCACAGACCUCAGGACCUCCCACAGACCUCAGGACCUCCCACAGACCUCAGGGCCUCCCACGGGCCUCAUGCCGAGGACCUCUGUGUCAGACUGAGGACCUCUCUGUUAGACUGAGGACCUCUGUGUCAGGCCGAGGACCUCUGUGUCAGGCCGAGGACCUCUCUGUUAGACUGAGGACCUCUGUGUCAGAGUUCCCCUGCUGUGGCAGAGUGUACCCGUGUGACCUCUGCCACGAUGCGGACCAGGACCAUCCCAUGGAGCUGGCGACGAGAAUGAUCUGUGGGUUCUGCGCCAAAGAACAGACAAAAGUUCAGACAAGUACAGAGGGCGAGACCACAGAGGGCGAGACCACAGAGGGCGAGACCACAGAGGGCGAGACCACAGAGGGCGAGACCACAGAGGGCGAGACCACAGAGGGCGAGACCACUGAGGGCGAGACCACUGAGGGCGAGACCACUGAGGGCGAGACCACUGAGGGCGAGACCACUGAGGGCGAGACCACAGAGGGCGAGACCACAGAGGGCGAGACCACAGAGGGCGAGACCACAGAGGGCGAGACCACAGAGGGCGAGACCACUGAGGGCGAGACCACAGAGGGCGAGACCACUGAGGGCGAGACCACUGAGGGCGAGACCACUGAGGGCGAGACCACUGAGGGCGAGACCACUGAGGGCGAGACCACUGAGGGCGAGACCACUGAGGGCGAGACCACUGAGGGCGAGACCACUGAGGGCGAGACCACUGAGGGCGAGACCACUGAGGGCGAGACCACAGAGGGCGAGACCACUAAGGGUUGGUUUGUGCGACGUCAGUUGGUGUGUGUGCGACGUAAGUUGGUGUGUGUGACGUCAGUUGGUGUGUGCGACGUCAGUUGGUGUGUGCGACGUCAGUUGGUGUGUGUGCGACGUCAGUUGGUGUGUGCGACGUCAGUUGGUGUGUGCGACGUCAGUUGGUGUGUGCGACGUCAGUUGGUGUGUGCGACGUCAGUUGGUGUGUGCGACGUCAGUUGGUGUGUGCGACGUCAGUUGGUGUGUGCGACGUCAGUUGGUGUGUGCGAUGUCAGUUGGUGUGUGCGACGUCAGUUGGUGCGUGUGACGUCAGUUGGUGUGUGUGACGUCAGUAUGUGUGUGUGUGACGUCAGUUGGUGUGUGCGACUUGGUGUGUGUGACGUCAGUUGGUUUGUGCGACGUCAGUUGGUGUGUGUGACGUCAGUUGGUGUGUGCGACGUCAGUUGGUGUGUGCGACGUCAGUUGGUGUGUGCGACGUCAGUUGGUGUGUGCGACGUCAGUUGGUGUGUGCGACGUCAGUUGGUGUGUGUGACGUCAGUUGUUGGUGUGUGCGACGUCAGUUGGUGUGUGCGACGUCAGUUGGUGUGUGUGAAGUCAGUUUGUGUGUGUGACGUCAGUUGUUGGUUUGUGCGACGUCAGUUGGUGUGUGUGACGUCAGUUGGUGUGUGUGACGUCAGUUGGUGUGUGCGACGUCAGUUGGUGUGUGCGACGUCAGUUGGUGUGUGCGACGUCAGUUGGUUUGUGCGACGUCAGUUGGUGUGUGUGCGACUUGGUGUGUGCGACGUCAGUUGGUGUGUGCGACGUCAGUUGGUGUGUGCGACGUCAGUUGGUGUGUGCGACGUCAGUUGUUGGUUUGUGCGACGUCAGUUGGUGUGUGUGACGUCAGUUGGUGUGUGUGACGUCAGUUGGUGUGUGCGACGUCAGUUGGUGUGUGCGACGUCAGUUGGUGUGUGCGACGUCAGUUGGUUUGUGCGACGUCAGUUGGUGUGUGUGCGACGUAAGUUGGUGUGUGUGACGUCAGUUGGUGUGUGCGACGUCAGUUGGUGUGUGCGACGUCAGUUGGUGUGUGCGACGUCAGUUGGUGUGUGCGACGUCAGUUGGUGUGUGCGACGUCAGUUGGUGUGUGCGACGUCAGUUGGUGUGUGCGACGUCAGUUGGUGUGUGCGACGUCAGUUGGUGUGUGCGACGUCAGUUGGUGUGUGCGACGUCAGUUGUUGGUGUGUGCGACGUCAGUUGGUUUGUGCGACGUCAGUUGGUGUGUGUGACGUCAGUUGGUGUGUGCGACGUCAGUUGGUGUGUGCGACGUCAGUUGGUGUGUGCGACGUCAGUUGGUGUGUGCGACGUCAGUUGGUGUGUGCGACGUCAGUUGGUGUGUGCGACUUGGUGUGUGUGACGUCAGUUGGUGUGUGCGACGUCAGUUGGUGUGUGCGACGUCAGUUGGUGUGUGUGACGUCAGUUGGUGUGUGUGACUUGGUGUGUGUGACGUCAGUUGGUGUGUGUGUGACGUCAGUUGGUGUGUGUGUGACGUCAGUGGGUGUGUGUGACUUGGUGUGUGUGACGUCAGUUGGUGUGUGUGACGUCAGUUGGUGUGUGCGACGUCAGUUGGUGUGUGCGACGUCAGUUGGUGUGUGUGACAGUUACUUUGACACCCAUGUGGUUGUUUCACAGAGCUAUGGGAACGGAAAGCCGUGUGUGAGCUGCGGCGGCAUGAUGACCCGAGCGGCUCGCAGCUGUCACUGGGAGGGAGGCCAGGGCUGCCGCAGUAAAGUCAGAAUGUGCAGAAACGAUCGUCAAAAAUAUGCAAACACCAAUAAGACAAUUUCCCGGAAAGCAGCAAGUGAAAAAUAA